CGCUCUCGCUCUCGCUCUCCCUCUCUCCCUCUCUCUCUUCUGGAUUCGAAGCUUGGCGUUACUGGGUCUUCUUGGGUUUUGUCAUUGGCGAUUGGGUCUGUGUACAGAGAGCUCUCCACCACUGAGAAGAGCCGGGCGCGUUCCUGGGCCGCGCCGAAUUGUGGUGGGUUGGUGGGGGUGGGGGAUUGCGUUUCGGCUUUUCCGCCAGUCUCGUUUCCCAAUUCGUUCAUCGGUGUGCGUAGUGUAACGCUCGGGGCUUUUCGACUGCAGAGUAAUUGUGAAUAGUGUACAGAGAGAGCAAGAAAAGCCGGGGUACUCUGCAGUGAACAGUUUUUAUGAGCCUGAGAUCACAAGUCAUGGUGACAAUUAUCGGGUACUGACUGUUUUUAGAGGGUUUUCCAGUGAAGGGUCGUGGAGUUUAUUUUCAACUGAAGGUGGAAUUGGGGGUUUUGGCUGGAUUGGGAGAGAAAUCUGACAGUUUUGUAGGACACUGAGGUGAUUGUAGAAGGAAAGGAUUUCAAACUCGGUUGUUGGUUUUGUAAAUGAUCAUGUUAUUUAAUGAGGAUGGAUAGGAGUGAGCCUUCUUUAGUUCCAGAAUGGUUGAAGAGUGGUGGAAGCCUCUCUGGAGGUGGCAGUAGACAGCAACAAUCUUCAUCUUCUUUGCGCUCAGAUGAUCGUCCUGCAAAUAAGAACGUGAGAAAUAGGUCUUCUUUAGGCAGCGGAAUUCAGGUGUCUGAUCGAACUACUUCUUCUUUUUUUCGUCGGAGCUCCAGUAGUAAGGGAUCAACCCACUCACGAUCGUACAGCAGUAGUAAAACUCAGCGGGAUGAAGCUUGGGAAGAUUUUUAUCAAUUUCAUCACAAUGACAAGCCAUUUAGUGGUUUACAGAAGAACCGAGACUAUUCUGAUCCUCUAGGUAGUUUGCUGCCGGGUAAGUUCGACAAGGAUGUGCUACGGCGUUCACAGUCUAUGAAUGGCAGGAGACAGGAAGAGACCUGGCGUAGUCAAGUGGUUGGUGAUAUUAGUAAUGCGAGAAAUGGCGGCCAUAACAUCACUAGUGGUUUGCUUACAAAAGGCAGAGAUGGAAGUAGCACCACUGAAGCUGCAUUGGGACAGGACUUUCCGUGUCUUGGAACUGAAGAGAGGCAAAGAGUUUCUGAAGUAGCAAGAAUUCCUUCUCCGGGCACUGCUACUACCUUUCAGAGGCCUUCAAGUGCCAAUUCAGACAAAACUAGUGCAGAUGGGUGGACGGCUUUGGCAGAGGUGCCUGGAGUGGUUGGAAACAAUAAUGCAUCUGGUUUGCUGUCUCAGCAAACUGUAUCUGGAAGCUCAGCUAUUUUGGGUCAAACUAUGAAUGGCCUUAGAAUGGCAGAGGCUGUUGCCCAAAGUCCCUCACGUGCUCGCACACCUCCUCAGUUAUCUGUUGAUAGUCAGAGGCUUGAAGAGUUAGCUAUCAAACAAUCUAGACAACUGAUCCCCAUGACGCCAUCCAUGCCCAAAUCUCAGUUGCUUAGUUCGAUGGAGAAAUCAAAAACCAGAGCCGCGCAGCAGACUACUAAGUUCUCCCCUUCGCUCUAUGGCAAUCAGCCUAUGCGUGGUGGGUCUGCAAGAGUUGAUGUUGGGAAGACUUCCAAUCUAGGAAAGUUGCAAGUUCUGAAACCAUCAGGGGAGCUGAAUGGUGUCUCCUUAACUGUGAAGGAGAACCUGGUUUCCCCAAAUGGAAUCAAAGUUCCACUUAGCCCCCUAAAUCUGGCUCCAUCAACUGUUGGUUCUCACUCUAAGAAUUCUGUCGGCAACCCAAACUUGGGAGGUUCUGAGCGUAAGCCAGCCGCAUCACUGACGACUUUAGAGAAGAGACCAUCUUUGCAGACUCAAAGCCGUAAUGACUUCUUCAAUCUCAUAAAGAAGAAAUCUUCUGCGAGCUUCAAUUCUAGCACUGAUACUACUAGUACUGUAUCAGUUUCUGAUCAGGAAAAAUCAGAGCCUUUGAGCACUGAGGCUGGUGCUGAUACUAUCUCUGUGGAAGCUAAGCAUCAAUGUGCUUCAGUUAUCUCUGUUUCGGACUUUCCAACUGAGAACGGCAGAGAGAUAGUUGAAAAUGGUGAUGCAUGUGAAUGUGCUUUAGGUUUUAUCAGAAAUGGAGAGGAGCGUUUAGACUAUCCAAAUGAGGAAGAGGCUGCAUUUUUGCGUUCUCUUGGGUGGGAGGAGGGUGCUGCAGAUGGAGAUGAUGAAGGCCUUACUGAGGAGGAAAUAAGUGCAUUUUAUGAAGAGUAUUUGAAAUCGAGGCCAUCUUCCCAACACCUUGGGGACGAGCAAAAAUUUCUUCAUCUUAACAUGAACGGCAAUGGGUCAUUUGGAUUGAGCUCUGCUGGGUCUCGCGUGCAAUCUUGAUAUGCCGAGUGUAGCAGUGAAGUCAGAGGUUGUGAUUAAUUGUUUAAAGCUGAUUAUAAUCUUUAAUUAUUUCAAAGGAUGAAAAUCCAAUCUAAUAUUUUGAAGGAGGUGGGGAUGUGGCUAUUUUGCUCGGGAGGGAGUUGGAAUAAGUUGAAGAAGUGUGAUCUUUGAAUUAGCUUGUUAUGUGCUCUGCCUGCCUUUUCAGAGGUUGCUGUAGGAAUAGCUGAGGGACAUAUAGUGAAGAGGGAAAAGAAAAGGAAAAUGGUUCUUUUUUUAAUAUAUUUGCUUUUGGAUUUGGUUUUUUUUGGUGAGAGUAGGCAAUUGACAAAUAGUUGAUGGUUUUUGGUCAUCUGAUUAAAGGAAAUAGAAAGAUGAGAUAGUUUUUUUGGC
This is a messenger RNA of Rhodamnia argentea, 2781 nucleotides long. RefSeq lists its product as uncharacterized. Bases 559 to 2391 code for a protein of 610 amino acids. The record is from RefSeq and is a predicted model, not a curated record. NCBI's taxonomy places the organism in Eukaryota, Viridiplantae, Streptophyta, Magnoliopsida, Myrtales, Myrtaceae. The transcript has 6 exons.